CUUCAGCAGCUGUAGCUUGCCGUGUUUUAGGCAUGGGGACACUUUUAGAGGGAUGUGCAGGGUGGCCUGGGGACCAGCCACCUCCGUCUGACCAUGGAAUGCAGAUGCCUUCUUUCUGCUCUUGGGCUGCUGCUGUGCCCUGUCACCCCCAGGAUGGCAACUGUGAACAUUUUUGCUUUCACCUUUAACCCUCAGGGGCAGAAGUGUUUUCUGCUGCCCCAGAUGAAGAACAGGGAUUUUGCUGCUGUGAUCAUCCUGUACCAGCUGCAGCCUUUGCACUGAGAUGCCCAAGAGGAAAUCCUCCUGGAGCAAGGUGGCUCUGCCUCCCUCAGCUGCGCUGACACAGGAAGUCUGGCAUGAACACCACUCCAGAGGUGAGGAAGUCCUGCAGGUCCUCGUCCUCCUCGUGGAUCCGGAUUGGGAAUCAGCAUGCGUGUGUAAUUCAAGAGGAGGUAUUUUGGAAAUAUUUGCUGUGUCUCAGGGGAUUGUAGGAAUACGAGGAGUUUUCAGCAACAAAUUUUUAGCGAUGUCAAAAAAAGGAAAACUCCAUGCAAGUGCUCGCUUCACGGUGGACUGCCACUUCCGAGAGCGCUUCCAGGAGAACAGCUACAACACCUACGCCUCAGCCGUGCACCGCAGCCCGCGCUCGGGCCGCCCGUGGUAUGUGGCGCUCAACAAGCGCGGCAAGGCCAAGCGUGGCUGCAGCCCCCGUGCCCGGCCCCAGCACGUCUCCACGCACUUCUUGCCCCGCUUCUGGCAGCCGCAGCCCCCCGAGCUCGCCUUCACCGUCGCCCUCCCUGAGAAGAAGCCCCCGCUGCCCAAGCCCAAGGUGGCUCCGUCGCCGCCUCGCCGGAGCCCUGGCAAGUACCGGCUGAAGUUCCGCUUCGGGUAGGGCAGCAGCGGGGCUGAGCCUGCGGGGACCGUGUCUCCCUCGGCACAUGGACACCGGGGAGCUCCCGGGCGGCCGGCCUGGCCUUGAGGUCUGCUCUGCACCGCACAGGCCCCGAGGGAGUGGCUCGGGCUUGCCAAAGAGGAUUGCUGCGGUGAGCUGAGAGCGCUGGACAGACCUCGGGUUAGCGUUCUGUCGCUGGGAGAAGUAGGAAGGCACCUCUACAGCCAACAUCUUUUCCUACCUUAUUUUCACUAGUGACUCCUUUGACAAUCAUCUUCACACGAGAGAGAUGUUCAGAGCCAAGCGGUUUUGUUUGUUUUUCUUGCAUCUCCUUCUUGCUGCACUUUUUCCUCCGACCAUACCUCAGGCACCGUACAUCCAGGUCUGUCCCUUUCCCUUCUCCUGGAAGCCAGCUCUUCCCUUCCACAGAUUAAACCCGGAGACCGAGCCCUGCAGACUCUGUCGCCUUACCUGUGCUGCGCGGCGGUCCUUAACCCUUUGUUGGCAAUAACAGACGUGUGGGUCUAUUUUGUGGGGGUCGCAGGCCGGGUGGCUCUUUGCAGCCCGCUCCCGGCACUCUCUCCCGUUCUUCCCUGGACAGCUGGAGGAGCGAGUCUCCUGCUGUCCGUCUGAGUAUGGAUUUGAUGCCUGCUUUAAAAUACCUCUGCCCUGGUGCCGGGGCAUUCCCGCUCCCUGGAGGAGUCCCCCCGCAGGUAUCCCCACAGGACAGGGAUGCCUGUGGCCCCCAGGUGCCCACCAGUUUUAUCCAAUGGUUUUUGCUGCUGAUUUAUUUUACCACUCUCAAUACAUUUGCAGAGGCAGGGAGCAAGGUUUUUGUUUCUCAGUGAGCGUGGCGAUGUGGCAAUAAAUGCUGUUACAGCUGCUUGUCCCCUGGGGAGUGUUUCUCCCACCCUGGCGGCCCAGAUGUGGAAUUGUUUCUCCAUCGUGGUGUGAUGUGUGGAGGAGCUGUGCACACGGAGCUGGCAGUGGGUGCUUAGCAGUGCUGCUGUAUGCACAGGCACUGGUAGCAUUGAACCUCACCGGUGAAGCCUUAACAGGAGCUCAGGUUGGCAGAGCCCCUCAGGACCUGAGCCCUGCCAGCGUCCAGCAGCAAUAAUUAGCCUCCUCUCUGCAUCUGAUUGUGGUACAAAUGGCUUGGGAUCAUGGGCUUCCUACACUGGGAUCGUGGUUCUUUGCCUUUGCCAUCCUCUGGCAGCCCCUGGCCGGACACGUGUGCUCCACGUGUGAGGAUGGAUAGGGACACUGGAAUAAAACUAUUGUGUUUC
Molecule: messenger RNA, 2178 nt
Organism: Passer montanus (Eurasian tree sparrow)
Lineage: Eukaryota; Metazoa; Chordata; Aves; Passeriformes; Passeridae
Gene: FGF5
Product: fibroblast growth factor 5
Exons: 4
Coding region: 284-892 (202 amino acids)
Biological process (GO): positive regulation of cell population proliferation; regulation of cell migration; positive regulation of protein phosphorylation
Cellular component (GO): cytoplasm
Molecular function (GO): fibroblast growth factor receptor binding; growth factor activity
Source: RefSeq, a predicted model, not a curated record